Messenger RNA from Miscanthus lutarioriparius, 1713 nucleotides. The record is from the annotation of a GenBank genome assembly. Lineage: Eukaryota; Viridiplantae; Streptophyta; Magnoliopsida; Poales; Poaceae.
AUGAGGGAGGUGGUGACGGUGCAGGUCGGCGGCUUCGCGAACUUCGUCGGCUCCCACUUCUGGAACUUCCAGGAUGAGCUGCUCGGGCUCGCCGAUGACCCCGGCGCCGACCCGGUAUUUAGCACCGCCGCCCUGGACAUGGACGUCCUGUACCGCGCCGGCGAGACACAGCAGGGCGUUGCCACCUACUGCCCUCGCUUGGUGUCAGUAGGCUCUCGAGGGUCUCUUGGCUCGUUAAGUUCCUCUGGUACUCUAGGUUCGAGCAGUGCUGCUGCAGAUCAGCCCAACAUCUUCACAUGGUCCGGAAAUGUAACAAAAUCAGUAGCAAAACCUCAUGAGCGGAAUUUGUUCCUACAAAGUUUAUCUGAAGAAGAACAGAACCCAAGCUCUAGCAAUGGCCGAAACAAUGCCAGAGAAAAUAUUGAAGAUAAGGACCUGGUUGAAAGUCUAGAGAAUGGAGUCAAUUUUUGGACUGCUUAUUCAAAAGUUCAGUAUCAUCCUCAGAGCUUGUAUGAGUUGUAUGGAUCAUGGACAGACUUUGACAAGUUUGAUAACUAUGGGACUGCAAAGGAGGUGGUUUCAGAAUGGUCUCAAAUGGAGGAGAUGAAUGAGAGGCUAAGGUUCUUUGUCGAAGAAUGCGACCAUAUCCAGGGCAUCCAGUUUCUUGUGGAUGAUUCUGGAGGCUUUGCCAGUGUAGCUGCACAGUUUUUGGAGAGUAUUGCUGAUGAUUACACAAAUACCCCUGUAAUGCUAUAUUGUGUGCGGAAUCCAGACUCCUAUGGGUCUUCCAGAAAUCAGCGCGAAACCAUCAUAAGAUCUUUGCAUGAUGCUGUGUCAUUGUCAAAACUUUCAUACUCCUGCAAUCUGAUGGUACCAGUAGGACUGCCUUCUCUAAGUUACUUGUCACCUUUGCUUUCUAUAAAAGAUGAGAAACACUUCCACUCCAGUGCCAUUUGUGCAGCAGCAAUACAUUCAUUAUCUGUUCCAUUUAGGCUACGACAUGUGGGCCCGGCCUCAGAUUCAGCACAUUCAUCUGGUAAGCUUGAUAUCGGUGAGCUUGUGCACAUAUUAUCUGAUCAAGGCAGGCAGAACAUGAUCACAGCGCUGGAUGUAGCAAUGCCUGCCCCUUCUUUGACAGAUAGAAAAGAUCUGAGGAACAUACAGAGGAGCUUGCAUUCUCUGACCCCUGAAAUCAGCGAUGAGGAUGAAGAUCCUUAUGCUGUUGAAUCUUUGGUGGUUCAUGGAGCCCUAGAUGCAGGCGGGAAAAGAGCUUCCAUAUCUCAGGUGAAGGACUCCGUCUGUUCUGCUCUGGAAGGCAGGGCGACAAAACCAAAGUUCUCCCACCUCUCACUAUCGCCGUGCCCCCUCCCAAUCCCACUCCCAUUCCCGUCGAUCUUCAGCAGCAGCGUAGGCCAGCAGGGCGAGAUCCUCAGCAACAGCCACCCAGAAGGAACCCGGCCAAAGGGUUCGCUCGACGUCGUCUCAGUGCCGAUGGCAGCACGCCUGAGGUCGAGCAGCGUCAUAGUGCCCUUCAUUGAGAGGAGGUCGACGAGCCUCCAGAGGCUCGGCGUCGCCAGGGGUUCGCUGGGCUCGCAGGUCCUCCGUGACUGGGGCUUCGGGAAGGAGGAGGUCGAGGACAUGGGCGAGCACCUGGCGAAGAUGCUGCGCCCGUUUUACCCCGAAAUGGAUCUGACGUCGGAUUCUGAUGACUAG